GGAGGAAUCUGAAAACGCCGGCUUUUCGUUUUCGUGAAGACGGAAAACGUUUUGAAAACGGAGCUUUUUGGAAACGAUCGCAUUAAGAUAAUCGUGCGAUCUCCCUGCCCGAGUUUUCCUCAAACACAAAUCCAAAAUGACCGAUGAUUGUUGCUGUUUUAAAUUCCUGCGACGAAGUGUGGACGGAAAACAUCUGAUGCAUUUUCAGAGUGAAACCUCCGUUUUCAAAUUCCUCCGGCAUAGUGUGGACGGGGCCUAAGAGCUUACAAAAAGCUUACAAUAAACCUGAAGUCCUUAACGGCACUGUUGUGAAAGCAGUUGUCAUUGUUAGUCUUGCUGGAAUGCUACCUCGAGAUUGUUGAAGAUAACAGCAUCAAAAACUGGUCGGCAUAAUAUUUUCCACUGCGACCAGAUCUUGCUAGUUCAAUAGAGUUUCUAUUUUCAUCAUGAAGGGGGUAACCUCUUUCACUUUCGUGACGUGAAAAUUUGAAAAAAAAUAAUUCACCACACUGAAAAAAAUAGACUUCUACUUAACACCAAACUGUUUUUUCCAUCGUAUAAUGUUUUAAAACGCAAUUUAACGAAAGUAAUUUGUAGGCCAUUUAUCUUAUCAGUCCCAGGUAUAUUACAAAAUUUGCACCGCCCUCGGUCCAAACAGAAUGUUUCUUUUCAUCGUUUGCUAUUGACAGAAGUGUUUUUCUCCUUGCGUAGAUCAAGUCAAAUUUGGGACCCAAACAGGAAAUAACAUUUUCCUCCUUUUUGCAGCUGCUUGUUGCACUUAAGUUCUUUUCGCACAAGGAAUCAAAAAGGAAUGUUUCCAAGGUAUCAACCAAACAAACUUUGUAAAAAUUCAAGUUUGCUUGCUGAUUGAAAAAGACAAAAACUGAACCAGAAGAUGGUGCCGGGGAAAGAUAUCAAAUAGAGAACGACAACGAAAAUUUUUUUUUUCAACAGUGACCUCAUCAUAGAAAGAAAAAAAGACGAAUACAAUCUUCUGACGGUUAUUUCCGAUUACUUGUGAGCUUUUGUGGCUUUGCUCUUUUGUUAAGACAGUAAAUUAUAAUUGCAGUCUCGAAAGAAUAUCACCAGUGUAUGCAAUGAUGCUUUGUUGAAAAAAAGUUCUUUUUUCAUUCCUGGGACAUGAGCUGAAAAAUCUUAGGUUUCUCCGAAUUUCAACGUGUUCAUCGGGCCGAAACAAGAAAGACUAGCUAGUGCAGCCGAAAAAUUGGGACUGUCAUGACGAAAGCAGCAUAUUCCUCACAAAGCACCUCAACAAAAAAACGGAACUAAAGAGCUUAUAACAAGUCCUUAUUCAAAUGAUGGCGUUUUAUUCGCGGAGAAAAUGCUUUCUUAAAGAACUACUGGCAGCAAAGUAGAACUGACCGAUCUCUUCGUUGGACAGAGGGUGGUUUGUUUCCAGUGCGUGUCUUAAAUCAGUCAGGUACGUGAGCUCUUCCUAGCUGCAGUCUAUUCAUUCCAGCAGAAACUUGUGGCACUAAAGGGUUAUUCCUUUUUUUUGGAACAAAAGAAACAAGAACAGCAGAAUCGCUAGCUCUGGGAUGCUAAGGAGCGGAUGUUGCCUCGCUUCAGUCGUUUCAAGGUUUUAAACACCUAAAUUGGUGGAGUUUUCGUCCGUCUUGUCAAGAAAUAAUCAAUAUUACAAGGAAAGUGAUGUCGAAGAGCGCAUAAGGAAGGAUUUUUCAUGGGGUACAGCAACCGACAUGAUAUCUCUUUGAAAAACUGAUUGCAUCACUAAGCGACAAGGACCGUGUUAUCAUCCGUGGCUGUUUUUUUCUCUCGGUUCCGUUUAGUUCUACAGACAUGGUUUGCGUCAGGACACUAUUGCAUAGUUUACCGUGCGAUUAGUGAGUUUAUUUCAUUGUUAACCGUGCUUUAAAAACUUGUAUCACCAAAGAUGUCGGUCGAUAUUGGGCUUAUUACGGGUAUCGUUGUGAUCGGAAUAAUUUUAAUCGGAGUGAUUGGAAACGUGCUGACUUUGGUCGUGAUAAUCUCUUACCAUCCGUUACGUGAUGUGACAGGGAUGUUCCUGGCGAAUCUCGCAGUGGCAGAUCUUCUUCAGUCCACAUUUGGCAUGCCUCUGAUAGCUGUGUCAGCUUUCCGCCGUCAGUGGAUUUUUGGAGAGACUUUGUGUACAAUAAGCGGACUAACUAACUCUCUCUUCUGUAUCGCAUCGGUGCUGACGCUCACGGCAAUAUCGGUUGAUCGAUGGCUGACGAUCGUUUUUCCACUGAAGUACCGAGCUUGGUUGACAGUCGUACGAGUGAGGAUUGUGUUGGCCUAUAUCUGGCUGCAAGCUUUAACUAUAGCUUUUCUUCCUGUACUUGGCUGGUCAAGGUUUAUACAUGUUGCAUUUUAAGUUUCUCUC
This is a messenger RNA of Orbicella faveolata, 2386 nucleotides long. Its product is annotated as alpha-1A adrenergic receptor-like. Gene Ontology annotation, cellular component: membrane. Lineage: Eukaryota; Metazoa; Cnidaria; Anthozoa; Scleractinia; Merulinidae. Gene Ontology annotation, biological process: G protein-coupled receptor signaling pathway. The record is from RefSeq and is a predicted model, not a curated record. Gene Ontology annotation, molecular function: G protein-coupled receptor activity.